Messenger RNA from Canariomyces notabilis, 990 nucleotides. Its product is annotated as protein prenylyltransferase. Gene Ontology annotation, molecular function: protein binding. Gene Ontology annotation, cellular component: EMC complex. The transcript has 4 exons. NCBI's taxonomy places the organism in Eukaryota, Fungi, Ascomycota, Sordariomycetes, Sordariales, Chaetomiaceae. Gene Ontology annotation, biological process: protein folding in endoplasmic reticulum. The coding region runs from base 1 to 990 and encodes 329 amino acids. The record is from RefSeq and is a predicted model, not a curated record.
AUGGCGCCAUCUCUACUAUAUCCGGCAACGCAGCUGCCCCCGGCCUCGGCUUUGGCAUUGUCUCAGCAAGCCCCUGCGGUUCUGCGCAGCUCGCCCGCGACCGUGUCCUCGUCGCCUCUCAGCGCCUUGUUCUCGGCUCCCGAGAAGCCCGAGCUAUGGAUCAAAUACGAGAAUCUGAUCUUGUCAUGUCUGCGGACUGGCGACGAUCAAGCUGCCCACCAGUGCCUCGAGCGCCUCGUCGCCCGCUUCGGAAACGGCAAUGAGCGGGUGCAGGCGCUCAGGGGAUUGGUAAAGGAGGCCGAGGCCCAGGACGACAGCGCAUUGGAGGAAGUGUUGAAGGAGUAUGAACAGAUACUGGCCGAGAAUGACACAAAUAUCCCUAUCGCGAAACGGCGCAUCGCGCUCCUGCGGUCCAUGGGACGCGUCUCCGACGCGGCAUCCGCACUUGUGCAGCUUCUCGAGUUCUCGCCCACUGACGCUGAAGCGUGGUCUGAGCUGUCGGAUAUCUACCUCUCCCAGGGUCUGUAUCCACAGGCCAUCUACGCCAUGGAAGAGGUCCUGUUAUUGGCUCCCAAUGCAUGGAAUAUACAUGCUCGGUUGGGCGAGCUGCAGUUCAUGGCGGCUACUGCCCCGGGUGUGGCCGGCGGGUCCUACCAGAAGUACAUGGCCGAGGCGAUCAAGCGGUUCGCUCGGAGCGUCGAGCUGUGCGACGAUUAUCUCCGAGGAUACUACGGUCUAAAGCUGGUCUGCAAGACGCUCCUCAGUGGAGGCUCUAACAAGACGGCAAAACAGACCGACGACGAGUUCGCCAUACCGGAUACCCGCAAUACUGAGCGAUUGAAUGAGCUGGCCACAGCUAAAUUGUCCGAGAUUGUCCGACACAGCACCGCCCGCGACCAAGGAUGGCGUGGGUACGACGAGGCCGAGAUUGCAGCAGCUCGUCAAUUGCUCUCUGACGAUGUAGCCGCUUCGUCGGCAAUUGAGAGGUGA